This is a messenger RNA of Closterium sp. Naga37s-1, 3123 nucleotides long. NCBI's taxonomy places the organism in Eukaryota, Viridiplantae, Streptophyta, Zygnematophyceae, Desmidiales, Closteriaceae. The record is from the annotation of a GenBank genome assembly.
CCCGCCGCCAGCACAGCGCCCCUGCUGGAAGGGGGUGGUGGGGCGCAGGCAGGGGGAGGUGGGGAGGUGAAAGGGCGCAUGGCGGUGGCGGAUGAGGAGGAGGAGGGGGAGCAUGGGGGACGGAGGAAGCGGCAGCGGAUGGAGGGCGGGGAUGAUGGGGCGGUGUCAUGGAGUGACAGAGGAGGGCGGAGGGGCGGGGCGAUGGGGCAGGAGGAUGGUAGAGUGGGUGGCGGGCAGGGGGAGAGCGUGCGUGCAGCCUUGGCGCUCGGGCUAGGUGGGGAUGCGGAUGGAUGGGGGGCGCGGAUGGGGGAGGGGGAGCAGAUGGGUGCAGGGCGAGCGAGGGACGCAUUGGGGAUGGAGGCAGUGGUGGCGGGUGAUGUGGCGGUGGCGGGUGCACGCCCACACCACAUGGCCCUCACUGCCAUGCACCCCCACACCUGCAUGCUGCCUUGCUCCGCCGCCCCUCACAUUGCUGCUGACGGCAGUGCCAUUGAAGGGGGACAUGGCGGCGCGCAGCAGGGCACUGCAGUGGGGGUGGCAGGUGAUAGCGUGGCAGUGCAUGCAGGCGCACAUGGCGAGGCCCAGAAAAAGGUGCUCCCUGGAGCAGCGGUAAGGGGCGAGGCCUUGCGGCAACAGAGAGUAGCACGGUGGCAAGGCAACGGGGGUUCGGCGCAGGCGCUGCAAGGGGUGGCAGGCAGCGAGAUGCACAGCUGGGUGCUGCACAACAGGGUCGAUGGGGAGGAGGAUGCGAGAGGCGAGGCUGGGCAUGUGCAUGGGGAGGAUGGGGCGGGGUGGGAAGAGGAGGAUGAGGAGGAUGCGAUUGGAAAAGAGGAUAUGGAAGAGGGCUGGACGGAUGGGGGAGGAGAGGCAAAGGCGGUGGGUGCAGGAGCAGCGGCAGCAAGCGGGGCAGUGGACGGGUACAGCUGGCAUAAGUACGAGCAGAAGGAGGUGCGUGGGGGGGGAGGAAUGCGCAGCUACUACGGAUGCACAGUGCACGGGUGCCCUGCCAAGAAGCGCGUGGCGCUGGCAGUGCAUGGCCACACCGCACACUGCCAGUACCACGGGCACCACAGCCAUGCGCCUCCACUGCCCCCUGCGGCCCCUGUCUACACGCCUGCUGCCGCUGGCAGCGCUGGCAGCGUGGGCUUGGGUGGGGAGUCGAGCAGUGCGAGUGGCGUGCAAAGGGAGGGGAACUCCGCUCAUGGCUUUGCUGGCUACGCGGACAGAGGCGCAGCGGCGGAAGGUGUGGGGCAGGGCAGAGGCGAGGAGGAGAGGAGAGGAGAGGAGAUUGAGAUAGGGAAAGAGGCGAGUGCGUGGGAGAAGGAGGGAAGGGUGGGGCAGAGCGAGGAUGCAUCACGGUCGAGGAGCAGCUUUGAGGGUGGCGAGGCCGACGCAGGUGUGGGGAGGAGGGCGGAGGGCGAGGCGACCAGCAAGGAGCAGCGCAAGAGGUAUGCCAGGCAAGCACUGCCACGCUGCUGCCUUCCCUUCCUGCUGCUUAUCUCUCACGGUGUAAUAGCCAUUCACUGCUCGCUUCAUCUGCGUGUGGAGCAGCCCUCCUAUGGAUGUGGCUCAGCCGCGUGCUUGAAUGUGGGGCAGAUGAUGUGUCACAGAGGGAGUGGUAAUAAAGGGCGCCCCAGUCACUGCCAAGUCUGGCAGGAGGUGCCGUUGGUGCAGCAGCAGGUGAUGGCAGCCAGGCUCACACCCUUGCCAUGCAUGGCGCUGUACCCAGUUGACCUCACGCUGCAUGCGCUGCGCUGUGUCUCCGCCCCUCGCAUGCUGUCCCACCAUUUUCUAUGCUCACUGGCCCCACCAGCGAUUCCUCUCCCCCCUGCGCCUCACAGGCGUCCGGAGCCGUUUUGUGGGCAGCGUGUGCAGCGCGGGCCCAAGGUGGUGGUGCGCGCUGUGAGCACGGUGGAGCUGCUGGACGACGGGUACCGCUGGCGCAAGUACGGCCAGAAACUUGUGCACGGCCGCCGCUUCCCCAGAAAGCACGUGGAGCGGUGUGAGGACGACCCCAGGGAGGUGGUCACCACGUACGAGGGCAAGCACAGCCAUGCCGUGCCCACCGCGCGCUCCACCUGUGUCUUCAUGGCCCUUGACGGGCCCGGCGUGUUCUCUCUCUCAUCCGCGGGAGGGGAAGGGGAUAUUUCUGGACCAAGUAGUGAAAAGGGGGGGACAAAUGUCCGUCCCGUCGCUCACGUGAUCUCCUCUCGCCUCCCUUACCCACGCGAUCAUUUCUCCUUCCCCAUAGCCCUCCUGUUCGGCCGUCCAGUCACCCGCCCAUUCUGCCGUCCCGUCGUCCUCCCGUUCCGUUCCGUCGUCGUCGCCCUUCUGUGGCCCAUACCGUCGCCCCUCCCGUUCAUCCACCCCGUCGCCCAUCCCGUAGCGCAUCCUCUCUCCCAUCCCGUCGUUCCCCUCGUCGCCCUCGCCAACGCCCCGAAACUCCCUCCCGUCGCGCAUCCUCUCUCCCAUCCCGUCGCUCCCCUCGUCGCCCUCGCCAACGCCCCGAAACUCCCUCCCGUCGCGCAUCCUCUCUCCCAUCCCGUCGCUCCCCUUGUCGCCCUCGCCAACGCCCCGAAACUCCCUCCCGUCGCCCUUCCUCUCUCCCAUCCCGUCGCUCCCCUCGUCGCCCUCGCCAACGCCCCGAAACUCCCUCCCCUCGCCCUUCCUCUCUCUCCGUCACCCUUGCUCUCUCUCCGUCGCCCUUGCUCUCUCUCCGUCGCCCUUGCUCUCUCUCCGUUGCCCUUGCUCUCUCUCCGUAGCCCUUUCUCUCUCCCGUCGCCCGUUCUCUCUCCCGUUGCCCUUUCUCUCUCCCGUUGCCCGUUCUCUCUCCCGUUGCCCUUUCUCUCUCCCGUUGCCCGUUCUCUCUCCCGUUGCCCUUGCUCUCUCCCGUUUCCUAUCCUCUCUCCCCUCCUCUCACGUUGCCCUCGAUGCAGUCGUCGCCUUUCCUCUCUCCCCUCCCAUCGCUCACCUCGGCGCUUUCGCGUUCGCCCCGAAAUGCCUGCAAGUCGCCCUUCGUUUCUCCCCUCCCAUCUCCCAACACCCUACCAUUCCGCAAUUUUCGCUCAAUCAGCGCUCUCCGUGCGCUCUCGUUUCCUUCUACCUAUUCCUUUUUAUCUCUAA